AUGGAAUUGGAUAGCGACGAAAAGGAGCUCAAGGCCGCCGGAGCAGAGCCGCUCGACGGCGGCCGACUUGGUCUUCGCAUUCGUGGGUGGGAAAUCGAAUCGCGCAAGUUCCCCAUUCUCAACUCUUCGCUUCUCCAACAGUGGGAACAGAAGCUUCAGACAUCCCACUUUCCAGAGAUGAUUUUUGGGGAAAGUUCUUUGGUUCUUAAGCACGUGAAUAGUGGCGUUAAGAUUCAUUUUAAUGCAUUUGAUGCUCUCCUUGGUUGGAAGCAGGAGUCAUUACCACCAGUGGAAGUUCCUGCUGCUGCACAAUGGAAAUUCAGAAGCAAACCUGAUCAUCAGGUGAUACUUGAUUAUGACUAUACCUUCACAACACCAUACUGUGGAACCGAUAGUAUUGAGACGAAUGCUAAGCCUGGAAGAGGAGCUCGUUGGGAAGACUGCGAUGAGAAAAUUGACAUGGUUGCCUUGGCAUCAAAAGAGCCUAUUCUUUUCUAUGAUGAGGUCAUCUUGUAUGAAGAUGAAUUAGCUGACAGCGGUGUCUCUCUUUUGACAGUUAAAGUGAGAGUCAUGCCCAGUGGUUGGUUUCUUCUCUUGCGUUUUUGGCUGAGAGUGGAUGGAGUGCUUAUGAGAUUAAGGGAAACGCGUAUGCAUUGCAUUUUUGGGGAAAGUUCGUUGCCCAUUAUUCUUCGAGAAAUCUGCUGGAGAGAAGCCACAUUUCAAGCCUUGUCAUUGAAAGGAUAUCCUACUGAUUCUGCUUCUUAUAAUGAUCCUGGCAUCAUCUGCAAAAGGCUCCCAAUCAUCAUGCACAAGACCCAAAAGCUUUCUAUCACAUAG
Messenger RNA from Fraxinus pennsylvanica, 837 nucleotides. Lineage: Eukaryota; Viridiplantae; Streptophyta; Magnoliopsida; Lamiales; Oleaceae. The record is from the annotation of a GenBank genome assembly.